AUGAAAUCAUUCUCGUUUAUGGCACACGCAAGUGGGCCAAGGAUACGCAGAUUGGAGAAGAAGACAAAGGAUCUUCAAAUUUCCGAGCGUAAUGCAAUCCUUUACGAGACACGAUACAACGACUUGCAGUCGCAGUACAACCAGAUCCAAGCUGAGCGUAAGAAACACCAAGAGCAUGAGCGUGAAAUGGAGAAAGAAGUUGAGCGUUUGAAAGCAUUGCUGGAUGAUGCGCGUAAACACCUGGAAGAGGAGACGCUUCAGCGAAUUGAUCUGGAGAAUAACAUCCAAAGCAUGAAAGAGGAUAUCAGUUUUAAGGACCAGAUAUUCCAGCAGGAGCUGACGGAAACUCGAAGCCGUCGCCAAGUGGAGAUAUCGGAGAUCGACGGUAGACUCGCAGAGCAGUAUGAAGCUAAAUUGCAACAGUCUUUGCAGGAGCUGAGAGAUCAGUAUGAGGCGCAGAUGCGAUCCAACAGAGAAGAAAUUGAGCUUCUUUAUGAAAACAAGAUCAAGAACUUGACCUCACACGCUCAGCGUAAUUCCGGAGCAGCUAGUGUCGCGGUUGAAGAACUUCGCCAGACAAGGACUCGCAUUGAUACUCUCAACCAGCGCAUCACCGAACUUGAGACGCUGAACAACAAUCUUAAUUCGCGUAUUCGGGAAUUGGAGAAUUUGCGUGAGGGUGAGAGAGCUAAGCAUGCCGAGGGUCUGGCUUCUCUUGAAGCAGAGCUUGCACGUAUGCGUGAUGAAAUGGCCCAGCAGCUACAAGAGUACCAGGAUCUUAUGGACAUCAAGGUUGGAUUAGAUUUGGAGAUUGCUGCUUACAGGAAACUGCUAGAGUCUGAAGAAGUUAGGCUCAAUAUAACACCAGCUCAUAGUUCUUCAAUGUCUACCUCCAGUAGAAGCACUCCGUCAAGAUACACUCCGGUUAGAGGAGGAAAACGCAAGAGGACUCUGAUGGAAGAGAGUGAAGAACGCAGCACCAAUGAUUACAGCGUUUCCACUUCAGCACGUGGUGAUAUUGAAAUUGUUGAGGCUGACCCACAAGGUCGCUUUGUCAAGCUUGUUAAUAAAGGCAACAAGGAAGUCUCACUAAGCGGCUGGCAAAUAAUACGUAAGGCAGACUCUCACGAAACAAUUUUCAAGUUUCACCGAACAGCUAAAUUAGAAGGAGGAGCUAAUGUCAUGGUAUGGUCAUCUGAUAUUGGAGCAACCCAUGAACCACCAUCAAAUAUUGAAAUGGCAACUUCUGAACGUAAGAGACAACACCUGUCAACUACAAUGUCAAGACACCGAGAAAUGGGGUUUAGAGAAUCUGAAGACAUGCAUCUACAGGUAAUAUAA
Messenger RNA from Cotesia congregata, 1341 nucleotides. The record is from the annotation of a GenBank genome assembly. Lineage: Eukaryota; Metazoa; Arthropoda; Insecta; Hymenoptera; Braconidae.